AUGGUGAAUAGCACCCUUUUUAAUACCGGAGUGAUUUCUCCAUUCCCGGACAAAAUUUCUAAUUUAACUUCACUCUCUAUUCUUGAGUUAGUUAAUGGUCAACUAGGUGGUUCACUUCCUUAUCUUCCUCAACUCACGGAGCUUGAUGUUAGUAGAAACUUUGAUCUCCAUCUUGAUAUAACUAAGAUGUUCAAACAUCAAUGGCCUAAACUAAACAAACUUUGGAUAGAGAACACUAUAGUUACCGGAUCAAUUGAGCACUUGGUUUCAAACGUGCCGUUAUUGGUUAGUUUUGAUGCUUCACACUGUUCAAUUCAAGGAGCUUUACCUUCUUCAUUAUCCAAUCUUUCUCAACUGAAGUAUCUUGAUCUCGGUCACAAUUCCAUAGCAGGUGAUAUUCCUACCUCGAUCUCCAAUCUAAAACACUUGUACCAUCUUAACUUGGAUAAUAAUAAUAUCCAAGGUCCAAUACCAUAUUCUAUGUGCGAGAUGACCGCCCUUGGAGUACUUCAUUUAGGUUAUAAUAAUCUAACAGGAACUAUACCAAGUUGCAUAAAAAAACUCCAUAAUCUUAGUAAGUUUAGGAUUAUAAACAGCUCCAUUGAAGGCCGCGUUUCUUUUAUCUCAUUGGUUAAUGAAUUAAGCUUAGCUGCUGUAGAUUUGAGUUCGAACAUGAACCUAACCGUAGUUAUAGAUCAACACUCAAACAAGCAUCCAAAUAGUAAACUAAAGAUGUUAAGGAUGACCUCAACCAAUCUCGAAGGAUCUCCUGAUUUCAUUUGUAACUUGCCUGGUCUUGUAUCACUUGAUUUGUCUCGUACGAACCUAACGGGAACCAUCCCUUCUUGUCUCCUCAAACUCAAAUAUCUCAAUGAAUUGCAUUUAGCAAACAACAAGCUUUCCGGGUCGAUCCCAUUUUCUAUAUAUCCCACACAAUCUGAUGGUGGUAUUCUUGAUCUGUCUGACAACAAACUAACCGGGAGUAUACGUACUAAUAUAAGGCGUGGGAGUACUCUUGCUUCUCUAAACCUUGGAAACAACAACCUCACUGGGAUAGUUCCAAAAGUGCUGGAAUUUGCAAAAAAACUGCAGAUUCUCUUAUUGAAUGAUAACCAUCUGGAGGGUACUAUCAAUUUCAUCAGCGGACUUCACAGCUUAGAAUAUCUCAACUUAGCUAAUAACAACUUUGAAGGUUAUAUUCCUACAAAAUUAGGAAACUUGAGUGGAUUAACAAUAAGCAAUUCUUGUUUUUCGUUCUUCGAUGUUGGAAAUAAUCAACUGUCAUUGCUUGUCAAAGGGAACUUGGUACAGCUUAAGAGAUUCUACGACUAUAGCUCUGUGGUCGAUCUAUCAUGCAACGCUCUUGACGGAAACAUUCCAAAAGAGAUUGUUUUGGUGAAAGCAUUGUCUUCACUUAACUUGUCCCAUAAUCAUUUCUCAGAUGAUAUCCCAGAAAACAUUGGAGACUUGUCUGCCCUAGAGUCUUUGGAUUUAAGUUCUAAUAGAUUGUCCGGAAAUAUUCCACAAUCUUUGACAACAGUUGAUACUCUUGGGGUUUUGAACUUUUCUUAUAAUAAUUUGAGUGGCACGAUUCCAAGAGGAACUCACUUUGAUACACUGUGUUUGGAUGGUUUGGCUUUCAUAGGGAACGAUCUAUUGUGUGGUUUUCCUACAGAAAAUUUUUGCAAGGGUGAUCAUAAUAUAAAUACAACUACUGCUAACACUUCAAAUAAAGUUGAUGAAAAUGAUCAAGAUGAUUUUGAGGAUAAGUUAUUGCUGUAUGCUAUUAUUGCAUUGGGAUUUGGUGUUGGAUUUUGGGGUCUGUUUCUUGUUUUACUCCUGAAGAAAGAGAAAUGGUGGUUUCCGUAUUGGAGGAUUGUUAAUCAUAUUGCUAUUACGGUAACAGAUUAUAUUCAGUAUCAGUGA
Papaver somniferum (opium poppy) is the source of this 1926-nucleotide messenger RNA. RefSeq names its product receptor-like protein 43. The record is from RefSeq and is a predicted model, not a curated record. Bases 1 to 1926 code for a protein of 641 amino acids. Gene Ontology annotation, biological process: hormone-mediated signaling pathway. Gene Ontology annotation, molecular function: protein binding. The transcript is spliced from 3 exons. NCBI's taxonomy places the organism in Eukaryota, Viridiplantae, Streptophyta, Magnoliopsida, Ranunculales, Papaveraceae. Gene Ontology annotation, cellular component: plasma membrane.